Paramecium sonneborni is the source of this 114-nucleotide messenger RNA. NCBI's taxonomy places the organism in Eukaryota, Ciliophora, Oligohymenophorea, Peniculida, Parameciidae. The record is from the annotation of a GenBank genome assembly.
AUGAUAAAACUUGUUGUAUCUAUGAACCUGAAAUUUAUUGAGGAUACAAGAGUAGUAAAAAUUUAUUAUAAAUUAAUGGCCAAUCUAAAAAAAAUAUUAUUUAUAGUAAAUUGA